UCCAGGCCCGACUUUUACACCCAACCCGACAUCUACACCCAAUUUCGUCGACGUCCAGAGCACAGAGUUUCUCGUUUGCCCGUUCCCAUUUCCUCUGCAACCUUUGCUGAGUCCGUUCUGUGGCGGGUUCUGUCCGAGCCGGCGAGCCCUAACUCCCAACUCCCAGCUGAAGUAGAACCGGAAAUCUCCAGAGAUCGAAGGUGCCAUAGUUAGAAUUUUCCUCACGCGGGCAUCGAUUUCCUCAACUCUUUCAACCAUCUUCGGAGGAUAUAUUGGUUAUGAACUGCAUCGAUGGAUAGGUUUCCCUUACAUUCCGGCGUAGAUCCAACUUCUUUUCCUCCUUGAGCCUACUCGGAGCCGGAUUCCCUUGCUCCUCGGCCAAGAGUUUUGCAGCUUUCCCUAUGAAAUGACGACAUCACAUCAUGUUGAGCUGGACGCAGCCAAGCUUCUUCAGAAACUUAUCCAAGAUUCAAAGGAUGAGCCUGCUAAAUUGGCAACAAAGCUUUUUGUGAUAUGCCAGCAUAUGAAAUUAAGUGGAAAGGAGCAUUCGUUGCCAUAUCAAGUCAUAUCAAGGGCCAUGGAAAAAGUUAUAAAUCAGCAUGGGCUUGAUAUGAAUGUUCUAAGUUCAUCUCGUCUUCCAUUGACUUCUGGGCCUCAAGAAGUUGAUGCGGGGCAUGGAACAAAGGGUAAGGACGCACUAGAUAACCAAUUGCCUACUAGUCGAAGUGAUUUGUCUCAUGGAGGUAUUUCUUCUGGAGCAUGGCAUGGAGCUUCAAGUAGUCAGACAAAAGAAGAAGCUUAUAAUGGUCCUUUCCAGAAUUUUGGGGUGCUGCAGCCAUCCAAAGUAGGUCCAGGUGGGUUAGAUAUGGCCAGACAUGAGUUGAUUUAUCCAAGUAAACCACUGGUAGGGCUUGGUAGGGUUGACAGUAUGCCAGUUGAUGCUCAUCAGGGCUCUUUUUCUCACAGAAGUGGUAAGUCAUCUGAGCAGGAAAGUCCUGCUAGUGUUCCAAUGGAUGACACAAGAUCUGCUAAUUCACAGGAAAUUCAUGAUUCCAUAAAAUCAGAUAACAAAGCAAACAAGAAAAAUAUUAAAAAAUCUGGUAAUAAGCGAAAAAGAGCUGAUUCCAAGGCAGCAUCUGAUGCACAUUCAGAGAACCCUCAGCAGUCUGAUAAUAUUAGUACCGGAUCCAACUCUAGGAAGGGUAAGCAAGUUAGUAAAGGUGGGUUACAAGGCCAACUUUCUGGAAAAUAUGAUGACCAUGCACAAGUAAAUCCUGUUCAACAUGCUGUCGGUGCUGCAUCCCUCAUCAGAGCUAAACAAGAAAGUGGUCAUUCUUUUUCUGAAAGGAUUAUGGAUGAUGUAAAGACCUCAAAUCCUUUUUUGGUUUCACCAAAAAAUCAUGACGAUGGGGAGGUGUCUUCUGUUCAGAGUGCUGGACUUCAGAAAGGUAAAAUGCUACCUAGAAGUAACAUCUUGGGAUCUGCUCCUGUGUGGAGUCAGAACCGGUUUGCUUCAUCACAAGUUUCUCAAGGCUCCAAUGUUGGGAUUAUGGAGCCAUCUUCUGAUAUGAACAAUGCCUCUCCAUACCAUGUUAAUGAGGUAAAGGGCCUUACACUAGGGUCAAAUGAUAGCUCAAAGCUUAUGAGUUUACCUUCAAAUCUUGCUCAUGCUAGUGGGAAAGUCUUUGGAACUGCAAGUGCCUUCAGCUCUUUUGCAAUGGCAAAGAUGGGCUUUCCCUUUCCAGCUCAUCAGAGUAGUUCUCCUUUUGAGAAUCAAUACACAACUUCCAAAUUGCAAAAUGAAAAUUAUUUGGGUUCAUACUCUGGUUCUCAAUUAUUGGAGAAGGGAGGAGAUGCAAAUUCUAUUAAUGUCAGUGCUGGGUCUCCUGGUUCAGCCAAGCCUACUUCUGAUGGAAUACCUCACAUUCCUCAAAAAUUUUCAGAAGCUCCAACUAAUUCAUCCUUGCACGCGUCUGAAGCAUCAGCAGGGAUUGCUGCUUCUGGAAAAUCCUUAUUGCAGGAAAAGAGAGGCGGCCUACAAAUAGGAGCAAGUUCUUACACUAAUCCAAUGGUCAGUGGAGUUCAAGAUAGGCACUACCUAGAUUAUGUUUCUUUGGAAAGAAAUCGUGAUGCAUUUUCUAAGCUGAAGACAGGGUCCAACGCGUACGCUGAGCCUUUUAGUAAUGUGCAGACAAUUGCAUCAAGAAAUGCAACAUCUACUUCUACAAACACACCUUUUAACGAUCAGCAACUGAGGCAGCUUAGAGCGCAGUGCCUGGUGUUCCUAGCAUUCAGAAAUAAUUUGUUGCCUAGAAAGUUGCAUCUAGAAAUCGCACUAGGAGUAAACAACACACAAGAAGGGGGUGGUGCUGAAGGAGCUCCUAGAGUUUUGAAUGAUUGCAGAGGAACUGAUACAUCUGCAAGAGAGUCUGUUGACAAUCAUGAAAGAUCUGGUAUGUUUGGUAGGGCAAAUGAUAUUACUAAGGGAUCAACAACUUCAUCUGGUGGAAAUAUUAUGGAUAGAGAUUCAUCAUUGAAUGCCAUGGAGAGUGUGAAGAUGAACAGGAAAAAUAUAGACAUGCCCAUUGCAUAUGAAGAAAAUAAACAUUUUUCUGCUUUUAAGCAAAGAAUGGAUAAUGAAGCAAGGGCAUCAGAAAUGGCAGAAUCAUAUAUAGCAUCAAACAAGCAGCAGUCUGAUUCCUUUGGACAUUCUGGAAGAAGUAUUCACGAUAGCCAUCUUGGAAGGGGUGCUACUGAGCUUUCUAACCUACAAGGAGUGCAUACAAAUCAGGUCCCAUCUGUUGUUUGUGUAGACAAGCCUCCCGGUGUAGAGAAAACUGAUAUGCUGAGGACCAAAAAUAGUCUUGAGUUCUUUAAAGAAUCAAUAGUUUCCAUGGUACAUCGAGAUUCCACACUUGAAGAAACAGAAAAUUGUUCAGGCCACUCUCAAAUCAUGAAUGACAGUGAUUACACAAGCAGAUCACAUAGGCCAGGCUCUCCAUUGUUGGAAGCCACCAAGUCUUCAGAUUGGCACCUUUCUUUGCCGUCAAGGGAGUUUAUGAUGCCAAGUGUUGCAAAAAACAGUGAUAACUCGAAGCAUGCGAUCAACCCUUCAAAAGAUGUCAACAUGUUCUUUCCCCAUGAGGUUCUGAACAAUAGGAUUCAAACUACUACUGAAUUUGCAGCAUCUUAUCACCCAGAUGAUACUGCUGAAGGUAGUGAUGGGAUGGACAAUCAGAGAGUCUCUGUAAACCAAAAGCUUGAUAUUCAUGGUCAGUCCACUUCUGAUGGGCUCAAGAUUUUUACAAACGAUGAUAUACUGAAGUACAGCAAUACAGCUUCUGUGGAGUAUGACGAAGAAGAGGAGGGAUAUGAAUCAUUAUCCAAUGAUGUUCCUACUUCUCCCCCAAAAUACACAACCUUCGACAAGUGGAUGACGGACUAUCAAAAAAGGAAACUUGCUGAAGAACAAAAAUGGUUCUUGAAACAAAAGCAGGCUGAUGAAAGGAUCACGACAUGCUUUGCCAAGUUAAAAGAAAAUGUAAAUUCGUCUGAAGAUAUAUCUGCCAAGACAAAAAGUGUCAUUGAGUUAAAAAAACUCCAGCUUCUUAAACUUCAGCGGCGGUUGCGGAGCAGCGAAUUUCUUGAUGAUUUUUUCAAACCUAUUGCAUCCGAUAUGGAUCGUUUGAAAUCAAUCAAAAAACAUAGACAUGGUAGACGAGUGAAGCAACUUGAGAAAUUUGAACAGAAGAUGAAGGAAGAAAGGCUGAAGCGUAUUCGGGAGAGACAAAAAGAGUUCUUUGCUGAAAUUGAAGCUCAUAGGGAAAAGCUGGAGGAUUAUUUUAAGGUCAAGCGGGAGCGAUGGAAAGGUUUUAAUAAAUAUGUAAAGGAGUUCCACAAGAGAAAGGAGCGUAUAUAUCGUGAAAAGAUUGACAGAAUCCAGCGUGAAAAGAUCAAUCUUUUGAAAAACAAUGACGUGGAGGGAUAUUUAAGAAUGGUUCAGGAUGCUAAGUCUGAUCGUGUUAGGCAACUCCUUAAAGAGACUGAAAAAUAUCUUCAGAAGUUGGGCUCAAGGUUAAAGGAGGCCAAGGGUAUGUCUAGAAGGUUUGAAAUGGAAGUGGAGGAUUGCCGGCCAGCUGAUGUGGAUGAGAAGGAGAUUGCUGCAAUUGAUAAUGAGGAUGAAAGUGAUCAAGCUCAGCAUUACCUGGAAAGCAAUGAGAAGUACUACAUGUUGGCCCACAGCAUAAAAGAGAGCAUAAAUGAGCAACCGUCUUCUCUUGUAGGUGGAAAGUUGCGUGAGUACCAGAUGAAUGGUUUGCGAUGGUUAGUUUCAUUGUAUAAUAAUCAUUUGAAUGGUAUUCUUGCUGAUGAGAUGGGUCUUGGCAAAACUGUUCAAGUUAUUGCUUUAAUAUGCUACCUUAUGGAGAAGAAAAAUGAUAGAGGUCCAUUUUUGGUGGUUGUGCCAUCUUCAGUUCUUCCUGGAUGGGCAUCUGAAAUUUGUAAUUGGGCCCCUAGUAUAAAUGCCAUUUCUUAUUCUGGUUCUCCUGAGGAGAGACGCAAACUAUACAAGGAAAGGAUUGUUCAUCGAAAAUUCAAUGUUCUUCUCACUACGUAUGAGUACUUAAUGAAUAAGCAUGAUAAGCCGAAGCUAAGUAAAGUUCAAUGGCAUUAUAUUAUUAUCGAUGAAGGUCAUAGAAUAAAGAAUGCAUCUUGCAAACUCAAUGCUGAUUUGAAGCAUUAUUCAAGCACCCAUCGACUGCUUUUAACUGGAACGCCUCUUCAAAACAAUUUGGAUGAAUUAUGGGCCCUCCUGAAUUUCUUGUUGCCAAAUAUUUUCAAUUCAUCUGAGGAUUUCUCUCAGUGGUUUAAUAAACCAUUUGAGGGCAAUGUAGAUGCCUCACCUGAUGAGGCAUUACUUACUGAGGAAGAGAAUCUUUUGAUUAUAAACCGUCUUCAUCAAGUUCUCAGACCUUUUGUUCUUCGAAGGCUAAAGCACAAGGUUGAGAAUGAGUUGCCAGAAAAAAUUGAGAGACUUAUACGAUGCGAGGCUUCGGCAUAUCAAAAGCUUCUAAUGAAGAGGGUGGAAGAAAAUCUUGGUUCAAUAGGGAAUGCAAAGGGUCGCUCGGUGCACAACACUGUCAUGGAGAUGCGUAAUAUAUGCAAUCAUCCUUAUCUCAGUCAAAUUAAUUCUGAGGAGAUUGAUGCUUUAUUACCCAAACAUUAUCUUCCCCCUGUUGUGAGACUUUGUGGUAAGAUGGAAAUGUUGGACCGUUUGCUGCCCAAGCUGAAGGCAACUGAUCAUAGGGUUCUCUUCUUCUCAACAAUGACCAGAUUGCUUGAUGUUAUGGAAGAGUACUUGUCUUGGAAACGCUAUAAGUACCUUCGUUUGGAUGGGCACACUUCAGGAAAUGAUCGUGGAGCCCUAAUUGAUGAGUUUAACCGUCCUGGCUCAGAAACUUUCAUAUUUCUUCUUAGCAUUCGAGCUGGUGGUGUUGGUGUCAAUCUCCAAGCUGCUGAUACUGUCAUAAUUUUUGAUACUGAUUGGAAUCCUCAGGUCGACUUACAAGCACAGGCCAGAGCACACAGGAUUGGACAAAAGAGAGAUGUACUUGUUCUACGUUUUGAGACGGUGCGUACGGUUGAAGAACAUGUUAGAGCUUCAGCUGAACACAAAUUGGGAGUUGCUAAUCAGAGCAUAACUGCAGGAUUUUUUGACAACAACACAAGUGCUGAAGAUAGAAGAGAAUAUUUGGAGUCCCUCCUCAGGGAGUGCAAGAAAGAAGAAGCAGCACUUGUUUUAGAUGACGAUUCUCUCAACGAUCUUUUAGCUCGCAGUGAAUCCGAGAUUGAUGUUUUUGAAUCUAUUGACAAGAAAAGACGUGAAGAAGAGAUGGCAGCAUGGAUUAAUUUGGUUCAGGGAAAUAAAAUAGAUGCAUCGAAGCCGUUAUCAAUGCCUUCACGUCUUGUUACGGAAGAUGACUUGAAACCAUUCUAUGAAGCGAUGAGGAUUUAUGAUACUUCCAUUGUAAAUAAUGUACCCAUCAUUACAAAAAGAAAAGGUCAGAAUCUUGGAGGCCUUGAUACUGAGCAAUAUGGGAGGGGCAAACGUGCUCGUGAGAUUCGAUCUUAUGAGGAUCAGAUGACCGAAGAAGAAUUUGAGAAAAUGUGUCAAGUUGACUCCCCUGAAUCAGCUGCUCCUGCUGAUCAAUCUCAAGGUUUAUAUAUGGCAAAGAUCUACAACCCACCUAACUUGAUUGAUGUUGUGCUUGCAUCACCACAAGCAAAGGAUUCCUCGACACAACCAAAUGAAUCUUUGCAACCCAGCAAGGAACCGCAGGUGAAACGGGGAAGAGGCAGACCAAGGAGAUCAUCUUUACAUAUGACAACUUCUGUAUCAGUGCCACCUGCCCCAUUUCCUAUAACUAAUAAAGGGGAGAUGGAACCUCAUAAAGAGCCUUCUGCUGUUUCUGCAGGUUCUGGUCCACAGUCUGCUGCAGUUAACAACGUUAUUGCAAACACUACACCACAGUUGGGCGUAACUGCCUUGCACUUCUACCCAUCUCCUAGCUGUAGCCCAAUCCCUAAAGCAAGGGGAAGGCCAAGUAAUGGCGGAGAGACAUCUAGAGGGCGUGGCAGAAAGCAAAAAUAUUUUUUAUCUGCUGUUGGUGCUCAGCUAAAUGCAUAUACUGUAAUUCAGGCUGGAGUUGAUGCGACAAUGAGUAAGCCUGAUGCUAAUGUUGUAGCUGAAGGGAAUGCUACCAUGAAUGUGGCAGUGGGUGUUCCUAAUUUUGCUUCUAUUGAUUACAAAACUGGUCAAAUUCCAGGAUCUUCAACUGUUGUUGAUGCACCUGCUUUUAAAGCCUCCAGUUCUCGAUUGCCUGAAAUACUCGAUAACACAAUGUCUGUUAUUGUGGAGAAAGAUAUUGGAGAUGUAACUACUGUAUCUGAGACUGAAUCAGCUUCUAUUGGCACUAAAUUACCGGUAACCCCGGAUCAGGUCAGUGUCCUGCAGCCAAAGAAUCCUGAUGGUGUGAAAACUGACUCAGAUUAUUCAACUGCAAAGCAAACCUUUGGCUCAUCUACACCUGACGCAUUUAGUCCAAAGCAAGGGCAAGCUGAGAAAACAGUUGAUAGCUUACAAGAGAGAACCCAAAAAACGGAACAAAAUAUUGAAAGCUCAUUAAAUGACAAGCACACAGAAGUUGGGAUAAAUGAUGUGAAUUCCAUUCAAAUGUUAGAUAAGACUCCACCUGAUCUUCAUGCUAAAUCAAGUGAGAUGCUAAAACCAGCUGAUGAGAAUAGAAGUGACAUAUGUACUCAGAUGAAUCAAGAGACAACGCCUAGUGUAGAUGUUGAAGCCUUUAAUAAGUUGAAAUCAGUUGAUAAAUCCCUUCUAAGAAAUUCAAAAUCAACUUCUGGUAAUAGCUUAUUGGCAAGCCAUAGUAGUUCAGUUGGUGAUAAAGCACCAGGCGAUGAAUCUCAAAGUUCAGUAUCUAUUGAAGCUAUCAAAUUUCAGGACAAUGCUAGCAUCACAGGAACUCCAAUGUUAUCGUCCACAAGCAUGAAUCAUGAAAACUUGGCAGAUCCGAUCCCAUCUUGCCAAGUACAGGACUCCCCAGUUUUAGAUUAUAGAGCAGAUCGUGUGGUAAUCCAUAGAGAUUCUGAAAAUAGAGCUUCAGUAACAAGAAAAAAGGCAGCUGCUCGUGAAACAAGAAGCAGAUGCAACUCGUCAACAGCAGCUUGUGAACGACGUGCCCGACAAGCAGGAUUGAAGCUUGCAGAUGGUUCUAAGAAGGCAGAGAGCAGAGGAAGAACUGGUAAGGCAACUACCAUGAAAACAAAACAGGAGAGUGGAAACAUAGAAGCUGGGCCUGGUACAUCCAGGUUUAAAACUGCUCAGGGUCCUGGUAUUUCCUUCCAACAAAUAGAAACUUCAUUGGAGAAGUUAGAUCCAACAAAGCAAGGUAAUAGGCAGAUAAUGUCGUCUGAAAAAGCUGUCACUUCAGCUUCAAGGAAUUUUGAACAAACUGUGACAAAAGAAAUCAAACUUGACCAAGGUGUUACUGGUGUUUCUGCUUUUGAUCCAAAUAAAACAUUGUCUGUGACGUCAAAGGGUAAUGUUGAAACCAAUACUACAUCUUCAAGCAAUAUGGAAGGUGGGCUUGUUCUGGGUCUUCCAUCUUUGAGAGAGUUUCCAUUACCAAAAAUCAACCCAUUGGAGGGAAAGUCAAAUAUGGUUCUUCCUGCUAAUGCAACUAUUAAGCUAACUGACAAUUUCAAAAAUACUGAGAUUGAUCAGUUACUAGAAGAGCCCGUGACAUCUAGCGUGACAUGUAUAAGACCCGAAGGUUUUUCUGAGGCAGAAGUCAAGCAGCUGACUUCAGUAAGUAAAUCUUCAGCCCCAGAUAGAAAUACUGUGCCUGAGAUUCUUGAAGCAAAAAUUACAGGCCGAUCUUUAGUGAAAAGUGAUGCACAGAACUCUAAAACACACCCAGCAGAUUUGAAUCCAACUAACCAGGAGAAAUCUGGUUCCCAGAGUUGUACUAAAGAAGAUUGUUCUGUGACCUCUGUUCUGGAAGUCGACAAACCUGUUGUGGAAUUGGAAUCUUCUCAUCUAGAAAAAAGGGUUAUCGAUGAUUCCAAUGCAGAUAAUUUAAAAUCGCAGUCUGUGAUAAUACCGCCAUCUUCUUGUUCAGUUACCUGUGAUGAAAAUGAAGGAAAAGUCUCUGUUUCUGUGGAAAAUGAGAAAGAUAACAGUAGCACCUCAUCUGAUCUUGUCAAAGUGAUGUCCUUGGAAAAUAAUCCAGAAAUUUCACAGAAGCACCCUCCGUCAACUGCUCUUCCAGAUUCUAGUCUUAUAGGAUCAAAAAAGUUUGCAGUGCAGGAACAUAAUGCAUCAACUAUUAUGCUAACAAUCUCAUCUGAGUUAAUUGAACAUGAAGCACAGCAGGAAGCUGUGGCUGCUUCUCCUGUCUUUGGUGCGAAUGAAUCAAUCGAUCCUGCUCUUGAGGAGCAGCAUUUAUCAGCUAUUUCUCAAACAGAUUUGAAAUUAUCUGAACUUGUUGAGCAUGCAGCAAGGGAGCAGGAUUCAUCAACAAAUGUUCAACAAGUCUUAGGCGCUUCUGCAUCAGUUGAGCAUACAACCGACAAUGCUACUGAUUCUUUAAAUGGUUUGGGUUUUACUGAAUCAGUUGGCCAUGCAACAGAGAAGAUCAAAGCAUCGGUGGCCUAUAAACCUCUCUCUGGUGUUUGUGUAUCAAUGGAGCUUCAUAGUGAUGACCAUACAUCAGCAUUUUCUAUAUCAGGUUCAGACAAUGGACAUGGAUUAACUAAUGCUUUGCCUCUCUUAGAUGUUUCCAAAUCCAUUGAGCAUUCUCCUGCAGAACACAGUACAACUGCUGUUUGUUGUUCAGUGGGGCAUGAACCACCAGAGAUAGAAAACAGAAUGCUUACUGAUAAUGAUGGGGAUAAUGGUAGUCGAGGGUUAUCUUCGGCUUGCACUCUUUCAAAUAUUCCUAAGGAAAGUAUUGAUGAUAUGGAAUGCGCUCCAGGUCAAUCUCUUGAUGCCCUUCCUCCUGAAGCUACGCAUGUUCAUGAUAAGAAUAUUCAGUUUAAUCAGCAAGUAGAUAUACAUGUUGAGAACUGCCAUGAAGAAAAUGUUGGUGAAGCUCCUGUAAUUUCCAAAAUAGAAGGGAGCAAAAUGCAUUUGAACACUGAUAACAUCAGGAAUGGAGCUUCUGCUUACAUAGAAGAAACAGAUGUGUUGAAAAAGGUUGAUGGUAUUGUACUUGCCCUGCCCACUGAAUCUGAACCCCUGCAAGUACACCCUGAUACUGCAGAGAUUAAACCAGUGAAAGCUACUACAGCAUUGGAUAUGAAAGCAAGGAGCAGUAGUGGUGAUAAAAAAAUAACGGAAGCUGCUAGAGAAGAUAAGGCUAUUGAAAAUCAUACCGUUGAAGUUGAUCAGUCAGGAAUUCAAGCUUUAUCGUUGCAUGCUUAUGACCAUGCUGUUAAGCAUUUUGAAGAGACAGGGACUACCCAGUCAUCAAACGUAAAUGAAAUGGCUGUAUCUGGCGAGGAUCCUAGUACUGGUAAAGCUAGUGAAGGUUCCCAUUUAGUUUUAGAAAGCCCAUCAGCUUCUGCUGCUUUGGUGCAGCAGGAUUCAGCUCUUCGUAGUGAUGCUUCUUGUUCCUCGCCCUUGAGAGAAACCAAGCAAAAUACUAAGGUUUCUAACAGUCCUGAGAAUUCGGAUUCGACUGAAAUCAAGCCAGAGGUUCAGAAGGUUGAUGAUGUUGGGAGAUUUAGUUCAGCUGAAAUUAAAACAGAUAGUAACAAGGAUCAUACAAGUAACGAGUUUGAUGAGGAUCCUGGUUGCAGGAGCCUAUAAAAUAGAACUUUCCCCUGAUUAUUGGAUAGCAGGAGUCUGUAUAUUUCAUCAUUAUCACUGAAAUCAGUUUUAGUUAUUUAAACAUAUGGGCUCAGCUUAGCUUAAAAGAAACUAUGGACUGAGAUAAUUAUAUGAUCAUCUGUAUGAUAUACAGGAAUCCUUUAGAGCUUCAAUUGCUGUAAAUUAAGACUUCGUUUGGGACAGUUUUUUUCCUGCUUCUUAAAACAAUUUUUUAAUACACUAAAAAGCUGUUUAGGGAAGAAGUGAAAAAGUCGUCUCAAACGAAGCCUAAAAGUUGAGUCUGAUGCCCACAGAAAAGUAGCAGCAGCCAAGCAUUUUACGAGAGAUUUGAAUAUAUAACGAGUAUGUACUGCUAUGUAAAUAAAUGUGGUAUUUAGUGAAUUGAGCUAAAUGGUAAUCCUAAUCAGUUUUAUUCGAUUAUCAGCGAGAGGGUCUGGUCAUCCUUUUCUUGUUUGAUUAUGUUAACGCCAACUCUCUUUAUUAUGGGUCAUGAUA
Molecule: messenger RNA, 10903 nt
Organism: Dendrobium catenatum
Lineage: Eukaryota; Viridiplantae; Streptophyta; Magnoliopsida; Asparagales; Orchidaceae
Exons: 30
Coding region: 407-10387 (3326 amino acids)
Biological process (GO): positive regulation of transcription by RNA polymerase II
Cellular component (GO): nucleus
Molecular function (GO): ATP-dependent chromatin remodeler activity; DNA binding; histone binding
Source: RefSeq, a predicted model, not a curated record